This is a messenger RNA of Chanos chanos (milkfish), 2484 nucleotides long. It is a transcript of the gene acap2a, whose product is annotated as ArfGAP with coiled-coil, ankyrin repeat and PH domains 2a. Gene Ontology annotation, molecular function: GTPase activator activity; protein binding. The coding region runs from base 1 to 2484 and encodes 827 amino acids. The record is from RefSeq and is a predicted model, not a curated record. Gene Ontology annotation, cellular component: cytoplasm. The transcript is spliced from 24 exons. Lineage: Eukaryota; Metazoa; Chordata; Actinopteri; Gonorynchiformes; Chanidae.
AUGAAGGUGACGGUGGAUUUUGAAGAAUGCCUGAAAGACUCCCCACGAUUCCGGGCUGCUGUAGAGGAAGUGGAGGUGGAUGUCGGGGAGUUGGAAUCAAAGCUGGACAAGCUGGUGAAGCUGUGCAUUGGAAUGAUCGAUGCUGGGAGGGCAUAUAACACAGCGAACAAACAGUUUGUGAAUGGAAUCAGAGAACUCGCCCUGCAGUCCACCAGAGAUGAGGUCAUUGGGUCCAGUUUAGCAGCGUUUGCUGAGACACUGCAGGAGAUGAAUAACUACCAUACAAUACUGUUUGAUCAGGCCCAGAGGUCCAUCCGAUCUCAGCUUCAGACGUUUGUGAAGGAGGACCUGAAACGGUUCAAAGAUUCCAAGAAGCAGUUUGACAAGGUGAGUGAGGAGAAGGAAGUGGCAUUGGUGAAGAAUGCUCAAGUUCCUCGUAACAAGCUGCAUGAGGUGGAGGAGGCCACCAACAUCCUGACCACGACACGAAAAUGCUUCCGUCACAUCGCCCUGGACUACGUGCUGCAGAUCAAUGUCCUGCAAUCCAAAAGAAGACUUGAAAUUCUUAAGUCGAUGCUCUCAUUCAUGAACUCCAACUUCGCUUUCUUCCAUCAAGGAUAUGAUCUGUUCAGUGAACUUCAGCCUCUGAUGAAACACCUUGGCACCCAGUUGGACCAACUGGUCGUAGACUCAGCAAAGGAGAAGAGAGAUAUGGAGCAGAAACACUCAACCAUCCAGCAGAAGGCAGCCUUGCAGGACUUCUCCACUGAAGACACCAAGCUGGAGUACAACGUGGAUACAGAUAAUGGAAUUGCUAUGGAAGGGUACCUCUUCAAGAGGGCUAGCAAUGCUUUCAAAACCUGGAACAGGCGUUGGUUCUCCAUUCAAAACAAUCAGCUUGUUUAUCAGAAGAAAUUUAGGGAUAAUCCAACCGUAGUUGUGGAAGAUCUGCGGCUCUGUACCGUGAAACACUGUGAGGAUGUUGAGAGGAGAUUCUGUUUUGAAGUCGUGUCUCCUUCAAAGAGCUGCAUGAUGCAGGCAGACUCAGAGAAACUAAGGCAAGCCUGGAUCAAGGCUGUUCAGAGCAGCAUCGCCACAGCCUACAGAGAGAACGGAGAUGAACCGACUAUGCUUAAGUUGGACAGGCAGUCAUCUGCAUCUCUGGGCAGUCUAGAUUCGGGCGGGGAGCCAGUGAAGUCUGUAAAGGGAGAGAGUGCGCUCCAGAGGGUGCUGGCCAUCCCAGGUAACGAGACCUGCUGUGACUGCGGGCAGAGCGAACCGCGCUGGGCUAGCAUCAACCUGGGCAUCACGUUAUGUAUCGAGUGCUCAGGUAUUCACAGGAGUUUGGGUGUUCACAACUCCAAGGUGCGGUCUCUGACACUGGACUCUUGGGAGCCAGAACUGUUAAAGUUGAUGUGUGAGUUGGGAAAUCGAGUCAUAAAUCAAAUCUACGAGGCACGUAGAGAAGAGAUGGGAGGCAAAAAACCCCAGCCUGGAGAUCCCAGACAGGAGAUUGAGGCCUACAUCCGAGCCAAGUACGUGGAGAGGAGGUUUGUCACUAAGCUCACUUCCAAGGAGCAGAGGUCAAAGGUCAUUGCCCUGAGCAAACAGGACAAAAGGUUGAAGGGCAGUGUGGAGUUCCUUCCCCCAAGACCACCCCCUCCGACGCCCAAGCUACGCACAGCCUCCAACACCACAGCUCUCCCUAGUGGCCAGGAGGUGCGGCGUGAUUCACUUUUCUGUCCUGAUGAGCUUGAUUCCCUCUUCUCCUACUUUGACACUUCCUCAAAGCUGAGGAGCUUGCGAAGUGCUGAUAGCGGCAUCCAGAACAGCGCUGAUGGAAGUCGGGAAAUGCUGGCCUCCACCCCCUCCAACAGCAGUCUGAGUGAAACAGACCUUCAGGAGUCGGAGUCACCAGUGUCUCUUAACCAGAAGGAUUCUCCGACCGUGUUCUCUGAGCUGACGGACUUCUCUCCUGGUGUACUGCUGUACUGGGCAUCCUGUGCCUGCAGCCUGACGGACAUGGCUGAGGCUCUCGCUCACGGUGCUGAUGUCAACUGGGUGAACGUGGAGGACAAUAACCGCACGCCGCUCAUACAGGCUGUGCAAGGGGGCUCACUGGUCACCUGUGAGUUCUUGCUCCAGAACGCCGCCAACGUUGACCAGCAGGAUAUCCGUGGCAGAGGGCCCCUGCACCAUGCCACGAUGCUGGGACACACAGGUCAAGUGUGCCUGUUCCUAAAGCGAGGAGCUAAACAGAAUGCGGUGGACGUCGACAGCAGAAGUCCUCUCUCUAUCGCAGUUGAGGCAGCCAACGCAGACAUCGUAACUCUGUUGCGCUUGGCGAAGAUGAAUGAGGAGAUGCGUGAAUCAGAGGGGUCGUACGGCCAGCCAGGUCAAUAUUCUCACACACACAGCCAAACCGAGCAGCAGUACAAGAAAUGCAUACAGGAGUUCAUAAGCCUGCAGCUGGACGAACCGUAA